CAGAAAUGGGUGGAUGAAUAUUUGCGAUGGGACAAAAGUGAACAUGGCAACAUAACAUUCUUCGUCACGAAAGCUCGAGACAUUUGGACGCCUAACGUCUCUGUCAGAAAUGGAGAAGACAAAAUAAUAGAACACUUUAAUGACACGUCAAUGCAUGAGGUCGUCGUCACGUCAAAUGGAAUCGUCAGCACGAAUAUCUUCAAGGAAACAAGAACCUUCUGCGAGCUUAAUUUGGUUUAUUUCCCGUUCGACGUGCAAACCUGCUACAUUUCUUUGCAUUCUUGGCCUUACAUUAGUGACCAGGUUGUCUUCCGCACCCAAUGCAGCAAAAUUAACCUGGAGCAUCAAAAUCCCGGCGAGGAAUGGGCUAUUAUAGAGACGAAGGUGUUUAAACAAUUUUUGACCAGCAAUUGUACUGAAUACAAAAUAUGGAAAGUCAAUUUCAAACUUUCCCUGAAGAGAAAUCCACAGAUCUACAUAACCUACAUGCUGCUGCCAUGCUUCACAUUCUCUCUACUCUUCACUUUUGUUUCCGUGAUGCCCUCCGAUUCAAAGCAGAUGAUUAACUUUGCUGUGACUAUCUUGUUAUCGUACAACUUUUUUCAAAAUUUAAUGUAUCAUUUUCUGGCAGUCAUCGGAGAAUACGUUCCCUACCUUAGUGAGUUCAUUUUCUUAUUUCUACUUUUGAAGAUUUGUUAA
This is a messenger RNA of Helobdella robusta, 699 nucleotides long. RefSeq lists its product as hypothetical. The transcript has 4 exons. The annotation marks the transcript as partial. Gene Ontology annotation, cellular component: neuron projection; synapse; membrane. Lineage: Eukaryota; Metazoa; Annelida; Clitellata; Rhynchobdellida; Glossiphoniidae. The record is from RefSeq and is a predicted model, not a curated record. Gene Ontology annotation, biological process: signal transduction; nervous system process; monoatomic ion transmembrane transport. Gene Ontology annotation, molecular function: extracellular ligand-gated monoatomic ion channel activity; transmembrane signaling receptor activity; neurotransmitter receptor activity.